Oncorhynchus mykiss (rainbow trout) is the source of this 2498-nucleotide messenger RNA. Its product is annotated as AN1-type zinc finger protein 5. Gene Ontology annotation, molecular function: DNA binding; zinc ion binding. NCBI's taxonomy places the organism in Eukaryota, Metazoa, Chordata, Actinopteri, Salmoniformes, Salmonidae. The record is from RefSeq and is a predicted model, not a curated record.
ACCGAGAAAGCAACUGGAGGGUGCAGAGAGAGGGAGAAAGAAGGAGAAGGCACAUCCUCGGUCAGAGAAAAGAACGAUAAAUACAUUUUGGGGACACGAUUUGUUUAAAAACGACUGCUUAAUCAGACCAUACAUAUUGUGUGAUUCCGAUCAAAUUGUGCAGGUGAUAAUCGAGAUUUGAAACGGUGGGUUGUCUUGGUUUAUGGUUGAAGACAGAAAAAAGGGGACACCGAAAAAUUGGAUCAACAUCAACGUAACAUGGAAUUUCCGAUGGCCCAAGAGACUAAGCCAAGCCUGACGCCUGUGCUUUGUACCACUGGCUGUGGUUUCUAUGGCAACCCCAGGAACAACGGCAUGUGCUCGGUCUGCUACAAGGAGCACCUGAACCGUCAGCAGAGUAGUACCCACAGCUUGAGCCAACUUAGUCCAAUGGGAACAGUUGGUAGUCCUACCCCUGAUGCCUCAGCCAUCCAGCGACUAGAGGCCAGUCUAGCCAAAGUAGACCCUUCAUCUGGCUCUGCUGCAGACAUGGCUAGAACUAUUCAAGGCUCUCUUCCAGUGACUCAACAAAUGACAGAGAUGAGCAUCUCAAGAGAGGAUAAAGCAGAGCCUGUUGUGACUGAGCCUACUGCUUCUAGCCCUGCCACUGGUGACGAGGCUAAGGGAGACACCCCCAAUCCCAAGAAGAAUAGGUGCUUCAUGUGCCGCAAGAGGUUGGGCCUAACAGGGUUCGAUUGUCGCUGUGGGAACCUGUUCUGUGGGGUCCAUCGGUACUCCGACAAACACAACUGCCCUUACGACUACAAGGCGGAGGCAGCUGCCAAGAUCCGCAAGGAGAACCCUGUAGUGGUCGCCGACAAGAUUCAGAGAAUAUAGGGUUAAGAACCAUCCACACAAAGACUGAAGUAUGAUUGGACCCUCGACAUGAACAUUGGCAUGAGUGGCAAAAGGAUAUCGGACUCGUUUUUAAAAUCACAACCUUGAGAAAAGUGGAAGAGACCUUGCCUGAGGGGGAGAUGCAUGAACGAUCACUAUUUGUCUUGUUUUUAUUUUUAUAAUAUAUUGUUUGUUUUUCCUGUAUCUUUGCCGAUAUUCAGUUUGUCUUUUAAAAAGAAGCCCAGGGUACCUGUUGAUGAAACUUAGUGAAUGUUGGCGAUGGAUAGAAAUGCCAUAAAUCGAGCCAACAUGAUCCACCCCCCCCCUCAACAUGUCAGGCAUGUCUGUUCUGCAGAACCUAUUUCUAUCUGGAUGUUCCAUCACAACGUUGUGCCCCACUGAAUACAGCCCCUGAGCUGUUUGGCCACUGUUGCCAAAUGGACAUUUUGUCAGAAGUUGUAUUCACGUGCAGUAUCCCCACACGUUCAGUUGUUGCCAUUUCUCCUCUCCGUUCAUAUCAGUUGGUUGGGUCAGUUGUCUGAAAGGUAUGACCUCUCGAACUGCAAAGCUGUUCCAAAAUGCAUGUGGUUAUUGUUUCAGAAACUUCUGUGACUGCUUCCUUGCCACAGUGCUCUCUCACAGCUGCUACCCUAGCGUGCAUGCAAUUGCAAACAUAUUCAUGGGAAAACAGCUGUUCACUAAUGUGUUGAACACAAAAGGCUACAUGGAGGGCUCUGUCUGUACACAGUGUUGUACCCUUGCAUGACAAAGACACCUAAGCUUCUCAAACCUGCCUACCUCGCAGCAGGACAUGUCUCCUUAUCACAUUGUGUGUGUGAAGCCUUCUCUUAUCACUCUGUUAUUGCCAGGUGAGGGGGUUACCUUGAUAGGCCAUUUUUAGGUAACCUGGUCAUCGGGCACCGUUUCCUUUUGAUCAAGUCAUUAUUUUGACUUUCAUUGUAAGAGGUGUGAGAACGGGGACUAAAACGCUUAAUUAACCAGCUGUCAUGUGGAACUGAACUUUAUCAGAAUCUCCCAACUGGCUCUCAUGCAGACGGUUGCGUACACUGACCCUGGUGCACUACCCGUCUAUUUUAUCUGAUAUAUGGGGGUAUGAAUGGGAUAGCGCAACCCAUGCAAUUAUGUAAAAUAUCUGAAUGAAUUGCCAUCACUCGACUAGUGCUAGGUCUUUAUUUUUUAUCCUCAGACAUUUAUAUUUACUGACAUUAGCACAUGUAUUCAGUGUAGUUGUGGAGUUAGGCUAUGUGAGCCAGCCAUGCUUGUGUGUGUUAAGAGCGAGUGAGCACAUGGUUGUCAGUGUGUGCCCCCCCACCUUAGUCUGAAGCAAUAUGGGUUAAACAGCACAAGCUACAGGAGCAUGCUAGAGGUACGGUUUGAAAAACAGAUUCCAGAGUUAGACAACUUCCUUUCAGCUUUCUAUCCACUAUGGGUCUGUGUCGAUCUUAUUUUUGUUCUCCUGUAGGGAUGUGAGGUCUACUUUGUUCUCCCCCCUUUUGAUUGUUCGUUUUAUAUGCAAAUUUGUACAAAACGUAUUACAUAUCUUGCUACCCAGCAUUACAGCAGCAUUGUAUCAUGUAAAUAAAGACUGUACAGAGACAAUA